CAUUGCAUCGAGAGAGAGAGAGAGAGAUGAUGGGUUGGAGAGGGAUUCUAGGGUUCGAGACUGGCAUAGUCCAGGGCCCGCUGGGACCCGAUAUAUCGGGACCCGAACUUGUCGCUGCUGUCGCUAAUGCCGGCGGUAUUGGAAUCCUCAGAGCUCCCGAUUGGGAGUCGCCUGAUCAUUUGAGGGAGCUAAUAAGAAAGACAAGAACCCUGACAGACAAACCAUUUGGGGUUGGUUUUGUCCUAGUAUUCCCUCACAAGGAGAAUAUAAAGGUUGUACUGGAUGAGAAGGUUGCACUCUUGCAGGUUUCGUGGGGUGAAUACCCGGAGGAGCUUGUAUCUGAAGCUCAUCAAGCAGGGGUCAAGGUCGUUCACCAAAUUGGGUGUUUCGAAGAAGCACAGAAAGCUAUGAAUGCCGGCGUAGAUGCCAUUAUUGUCCAAGGACGUGAAGCAGGGGGUCAUGUGAUUGGUCAGGAAGGAUUGAUGCCAUUGUUGCUGAGAGUGGUUGAUUUGGUGUCUGGGUGUGACAUAACUGUAAUUGCUGCAGGGGGUAUUGUGGAUGCACGUGGUUAUGUUGCUGCAUUGGCUCUUGGUGCUCAGGGAAUCUGCCUUGGCACUCGGUUCCUUGCUACAGAGGAAAGCUAUGCUCACCCUAUAUAUAAAAGAAAGCUGGUUGAAUUAGAUAAAACUGAGUAUACAAAUAUAUUUGGCCGUUCGCGUUGGCCCGGUGCACCACAACGCGUGCUGAAGACGGAUUUCUUUAAUGAUUGGAGACUUCUUCCAGACCAUGAAAAUGAAGCCAAUCAUCCUGUCAUUGGCCACUCAAUGAUACAUGGCGUGGACAAAGAGAUACGCCGUUUUGCAGGCACUGUUCCAAAUGCGACAACAACAGGCGAUAUCGAAAGCAUGGUUAUGUACUCUGGCCAAGGCGUAGGACUUAUCAAGGAGAUUCUACCAGCAGGUGAAGUGGUGAAGAUGUUGGUUGAAGGAGCAAAGCAUAUAAUUCAACAACAAUUUCAUGGUGCCGAUGCUGUAUAGUCCGGCAAUCUAUAUCUGGUUACUGUCUUUGGGUUCUCUAUAGAAUCCAACUGUGUUAAUCGUAUUCAAUAAAUGACAAAUGACUUAGGGGGGCUUGGCCAACUCCACUCAAUAGCGAGGGACUGGCCUCACAAAUUUCAAUUACUGCUGUUUCCAGCAAACUUGUUAUUGUAUGACUUUAAAAGGGUUCUUUCCCCACUUUUAUAUAAUUUUCUCUUUGUUUUA
Molecule: messenger RNA, 1262 nt
Organism: Magnolia sinica
Lineage: Eukaryota; Viridiplantae; Streptophyta; Magnoliopsida; Magnoliales; Magnoliaceae
Exons: 6
Coding region: 27-1037 (336 amino acids)
Molecular function (GO): nitronate monooxygenase activity
Source: RefSeq, a predicted model, not a curated record